AGAAGAAGAAAAAGAAGAGUCAAACUGGAAGUCUUUCGCGGGAAUUGACAGCUGGAUGUAGUGGUAGAGAGGUGGGUUGUGUUACCAGGAAGGGAAAAGAGUAUUUAAAAGAGAAGAUGCCAUGAGAACAAAUAGAUGGGAGUGUUUCUUGAAGAAAAUGAGGCCUUUAUUGAAUGUUCGUCAAGUCCUUCAGUUGUAUUAUGGAGAUGUAGGUGCUGAGGGUGAGCCUCUAUCAUCUUCAUCAUCCGAGGAAGAAAGUGGCGUUGAGGAUGGUUAAGUGACAGAUCCGUCUUCAGUCUCCGGCGAUGGUGAGUGUGAUGAGGAGAAUGAAGGAUCUACACAGAGACCUAACCAGAGAGGACAGAAGUCGGGUGAAGUCCAGAUCUCCCUUAACUUAGCCACAGCAAUGCUUGGAGCCCUGGGAAACAGAAAAUGACCCUGACACUGCCCCAGAAGUCAGCUACUUCAUGCCACUGAGAACACCAGGAGCCCAGGUGGACACCCAUGCAUCCUAUUCACCUCUGGACCUGUUUCAGCUGUAUUUCUCUCCAAUCAAAGUGCAAACCCUCUGCAGAAACACCAACAAGCAUGCAGCAAGGAAUGAAGAUUUUGGAAAGGAGUACAAAUGGGUUAAUGUCGAUGCUGAGGAGCUCUACAAGUUCCUUGGGCUCCUCGUAUACAAAUAUACUGCAAGGCCCAAUAUCACCUGAGAAAGGAGUUGACUGUUGCUGAGAGAAAAGUAGCCUCCAAAGGAAACAAGCUGUUUGUGUCGACUGACUAAAGCAAUGGCUACACAAUGAAUAUCAACAUUUACGCAGGUAAAAAAUACACACACACAGGGCAUGGGCUCUCGUAUGAUGCUGUGAUGUAUCUUAUUUAGCCAUCAUAUCUUGGCACUUGCUACCAUGUUUACAUGUACAGUUUUUACACAAGUCCCCAAUUGUUUCUUAACUUGAUCAACAUGAAAUUUGUAGCCUGUGGUACAUACAAUGACAGUAUGCAAGGUUGUCCAACUGGGUGAAAAAAUUACCUCACUAAAAAUCAGAGAGGGGCGCAAUGAGAUGGAUCAGAGAGGGCUCCCUGGUCUUUGCACAAUUCAUCCAGCAUUUACUGGGGAGGUUUUCAAGAGGAGGGUGAAGGAGAAAGAAGGAAGCUGUGUAGUGAAGAACAUCUCCUGCCCUACCCCAAUCAUUGCAUACAACAAGAACAUGGGUGGGGUUGACCUGUCCAACCAGUUGCUCCAGUACUAUUCUACUCACCACAAAACUGCAUGCUGGUACUGCACCCUGCUUUUGCACCUUGUGGACAUUGCCAGCACAAAUGCCUACAUUCUGCACUACAUUCUAUUAGCAUCUCAGACGAAGCCCAUGUCCCACAAGGACUUCCAAACUGAACUGGUGACUAAGUUGUGUGGAGUGGACAGCACAUGCAUGCCCUCCAACAGGAGUACUAACCACAUUCCUGUUGCCAUUGCCAGGGUAACGGAUCCCAGCCUGAAAGCCACACAAGGCCCCAGGAUUUGCCAACGCUGCCACCGGGUGGACAAAAAAAGAUAUCUCACUCCCUGGAAAUGCCAGUCCUGUGAUGUGGCUCUCUGUCUUGUUUUGGAUAGGAACUACUUUGCAGAGUGGCAUCGAUAAAAAAACGAAAAAGAAAAUCAAACAAAAAAUUUCCACUAUUCGUACGUGCAAAUACAAAUCACUGGUGUUACUCUUUAUAUUUCUGCAUAGUUUUGUUUUGAAAAGCUGCAUCUGAUGAAAAAAUGCUGUUCUUUAUGUUGUUUAUGAGAAAUAUUUCUAUAUAGUUUUACUACAUGUAAAUUUUGCAUUGUUAUGUUUACAUUUGCAGCUUAUGAUCAGUCUUUCAAGCUCCAAAGAAAGUUAAUUGAAUUUCUUUCAAUUCACAUUCAAUGAUUUUUGUGUACUUUAGGGCCCAAGUUGUUAAUAAAUUAUUUGAAGUGAAAA
Messenger RNA from Melanotaenia boesemani (Boeseman's rainbowfish), 1964 nucleotides. Its product is annotated as piggyBac transposable element-derived protein 3-like. Bases 990 to 1640 code for a protein of 216 amino acids. Lineage: Eukaryota; Metazoa; Chordata; Actinopteri; Atheriniformes; Melanotaeniidae. The transcript has 2 exons. The record is from RefSeq and is a predicted model, not a curated record.